AUGCCAUACACGUUCAAGCGUGUACAUACAGCGAGCUUCGUUGUGUUUCGACAAGAGUCUGAUCAUUCUUCCGACGCUGGAAAUGCGACGGUGACUUCCGAGCCGGAUCGCAUCGUUCAGGGUCCUACACCGACGUCUUCUUCGUCCGACGGCUCUUCUCUAAGUGACGAUGAGCUUGGUCUUGCUGUCGGUGGUGGCCUUAUGAUCGUGGUCCUGUUCUGUAUCCUUUUCGUUGGCCACAAACGACGCCGUCGGAUGGAUAAAAACGCCGUACCCGAGCCGUCUCCAGGUACUUUGGACGCGUCCUCAAGACGCUCCCCUGCAGCCGACGAGCUGUACGUGCUCGACAGCAACUCGUUCAUGUCGUCAUCUAUUUCUUUUGGCUCGCGUGUCUCCUGCUUUCUACAAGAACAGUCCACUCUAGAGGAAGCUAACGAGACCUGGCACCACCCACAAGUAAUAGCCGUUCGCGUUUCUGUGAGCGAGAUUUCCCUCGAUGAACUCGUAGCGCGUGGUACCAACAGCGAAGUGUAUCGCGGUCAGUAUAGAGAUCGAGUGGUGGCUAUUAAGAAGCCACUGCCACACUGGCUGGCGGAUCGCAACAACCUCGACGCUUUUUUCGCCAACGUAAAAGUGCUUUCUUCUCCGUCAUUGACGCAUCCUAACGUAGUGUCGUUUCUUGGGGUAUCGUGGAGAUCGCUCGCGUAUGUGUGUUUGGUAUCUGAAUUAAUGGCUGGUGGAGACCUCCGCUCCUUAUUAAGUCGACGACAACACCACCAUGCUCUUGUACGCGAUGAAUUCAGUCGACGAGGAUUUAACCGUCAGAAAAUCUCCAUAGCAACACAAGUAGUGAGUGCACUAAGCUUCCUGCACUCGCAAGGGCUCGUGCACGGAGCCAUUCGGUCUCGGAAUGUCCUAUUGGAUGAAAAUCUGAAUGCAAAACUAUCAGGUUUCCAAGGGAGCAGCGUUCAAUCGGCAAUGGAUCGCAGGAGAAUGAGCCACGAAAGUUCACUUAUAUCAGUACCUCCAAGGCUUUUAACAACGUCCGUACCGAUCGGAGUGGCAGACAGGUUACGACGAGAACGCACGCGCGUUGACGCUCUAUGGAGCGCCCCGGAAGCUCUUCGUGGGGAACGCAGCAACGCGAAAACCGACGUGUUCUCUUUUGGAGUGAUUUUAUGCGAACUCGACUCGUUAGCAGCACCCUAUGGCUACAGUAGUCGAUUUGGUGAACAAGGCGAUAGUGCCGAAUUACUGGAGAAAGUCGCAGCUGGACAUGUCCGUGUGCAUUUCACUAGCUCGGGGAGAGCCAGACACGGACGACGAGGGUCUUCGUCGCCCUCCGAAGUGGAUACUCGCAUCACAGCGGCAAUCGUAAGACUGGGCAAAGCUUGCGUGGCACUGGAUGCUUUCGAACGCCCCUCGGCCGCACAGGUAUCGGCUGAGCUGCACAAGCUACUGCAGACGCCAGACCCCAAGCUUAGUCUUACGCUGAGCAAGCAAGGACCGACGACAGCGUAG
This is a messenger RNA of Phytophthora infestans T30-4, 1521 nucleotides long. Its product is annotated as protein kinase. Gene Ontology annotation, molecular function: ATP binding; protein kinase activity. NCBI's taxonomy places the organism in Eukaryota, Oomycota, Peronosporomycetes, Peronosporales, Peronosporaceae. Gene Ontology annotation, biological process: protein phosphorylation. The transcript has a single exon. The record is from RefSeq and is a predicted model, not a curated record. Bases 1 to 1521 code for a protein of 506 amino acids.